Parus major (Great Tit) is the source of this 7220-nucleotide messenger RNA. RefSeq names its product spectrin beta chain, non-erythrocytic 4. The record is from RefSeq and is a predicted model, not a curated record. The annotation marks the transcript as partial. Gene Ontology annotation, cellular component: cell projection; spectrin; plasma membrane. Gene Ontology annotation, biological process: actin cytoskeleton organization. NCBI's taxonomy places the organism in Eukaryota, Metazoa, Chordata, Aves, Passeriformes, Paridae. The transcript has 29 exons. Gene Ontology annotation, molecular function: phospholipid binding; structural constituent of cytoskeleton; actin filament binding.
GCAGACGAGCGGGACGCGGUGCAGAAGAAGACCUUCACCAAGUGGGUGAACGCCCACCUGGCGCGCGCCGCCUGCCGCGUCGGGGACCUGUACUCGGACCUGCGCGACGGCUUCGUGCUCACGCGGCUGCUGGAGGUGCUCUCGGGGGAGACCCUGCCCAAGCCGACGCGGGGCCGGAUGCGGAUCCACUCCCUGGAGAACGUGGACAAGGCCCUGCAGUUCCUCAAGGAGCAGCGCGUCCACCUGGAGAACGUCGGCUCCCACGACAUCGUGGACGGCAACCACCGCCUGACCCUCGGCCUCAUCUGGACCAUCAUCCUCCGCUUCCAGAUCCAGGUGAUCAAGAUCAAGACCGAGGACAACCGGGAGACGCGUUCGGCCAAGGACGCGCUGCUGCUCUGGUGCCAGAUGAAGACGGCGGGCUACCCUGAGGUCAACAUCCAGAACUUCACCACCAGCUGGAGGGACGGCCUGGCCUUCAACGCCCUCAUCCACAGGCACCGGCCGGAUCUCAUCGACUUCCACAAGCUGACCAAGUCCAACGCCACCUACAACCUCCAGCAGGCCUUCAACACGGCCGAGCAGCACCUGGGGCUCAGCAAGCUGCUGGACCCCGAGGACGUCAACAUGGAGGACCCCGACGAGAAGUCCAUCAUCACCUACGUGGUGUCCUUCUACCACUACUUCUCCAAGAUGAAGGCGCUGGCGGUGGAGGGGAAGCGCAUCGGGAAGGUGCUGGACCAGGUGAUGGAGAUCGCGGCCAUCACGGCGCGCUACGAGGCCCUGGCGGCCGAGCUGCUGGCCUGGAUCCACCACACCAUCACCAUCAUCACCAACCAGAAGUUCGCCAACUCCCUGACCGGUGUCCAGCAGCAGCUCCAGGCCUUCACCGCCUUCUGCACCCUGGAGAAACCCGUCAAGUUCCAGGAGAAGGGGAACCUCGAGGUGCUGCUCUUCACCAUCCAGAGCAAACUCCGGGCCACCAACCGCAAGCUCUACGUGCCCAGCGAGGGCAAGAGCAUCUCCGACAUCAACAAGGCCUGGACCUGCCUGGAGAAGGCGGAGCACGAGCGGGAGGUGGCCUUGAGGAACGAGCUGAUCCGGCAGGAGAAGCUGGAGCUGCUGGCCCAGCGCUUUGACCACAAGGCCAUCAUGAGGGAGACGUGGCUCAACGAGAACCAGCGCCUGGUCUCGCAGGACAACUUUGGCUACGACCUGCCGGCGGUGGAGGCGGCCAUGAAGAAGCACGAGGCCAUCGAGGCCGACAUCUCCUCGUACCAGGAGCGCAUCCAGGUGGUGGUGGAGCUGGCCCUGGAGAUGGAGUCCGAGGGCUACUACGACACGCGGCGCAUCGGCGCGCAGAAGGACAACAUCCUGCGCCAGUGGGCGCUGCUGACCGAGCUGGUCCGCGCCCGCCGCGCCCGCCUCGAGCAGAACCUGGCGCUCCAGAAGAUCUUCCAGGAGAUGGUCUACAUGAUCGACUGGAUGGAGGAGAUGCAGGUUCUUCUGGUCUCCAAGGAUUUGGGGAAGCAUCUGCUGGAGGUUGAGGACCUCCUGCAGAAGCACGGGCUGCUGGAGGCCGACAUCUCGGCCCAGACAGAGCGCGUCCAGGCCCUCAACGCUGCCGCGCUCAAGUUCUCGGAGCUGGAGGGCUACCAACCCUGCGACCCCCAGAUCAUCUGCAACCGCGUCAACCACGUCCAGACGUGCCUGGAGGAGCUGGAGGAGCUGGCGGCCAAGAGGAGGAAGGAGCUGGAGGAUUCCCGCCAGCUCUGGACCUUCUUCCAGGAGAUGGAGGAGGCCGAGGCCUGGAUCCGCGAGAAGGAGAAGAUCCUGGCCGCCAAGACCUGCGGCCGCGACCUCAGCAGCGUCAUGACCUUGACCAACAAACACAAGACCAUGCUGGGCGAGCUGGGCAACCGCCGGGCGCUGCUGCACCAGACCAUGAAGAAAGGCGAGAAGAUCCUGGCCAAGAAGUCCUUCAGCUCCGUGGGCAUCCAGGAGAAGAUGCGAGAAGUCUGCCUGCGGUGGAAGAAGCUGGAGGAGGUCACAGGGCUCCACCAGCAGCGCUUGGAGGACGCCCUGAACUUCUUCCAGUUCAGCGCCGAGACGGACGACCUGGUGGCCUGGCUGCAGGACACGUACCGCAUCGUGUCCAGCGACGACUUCGGCCACGACGACUACUCCAGCCAGGCCCUCCUGCGCAAGCACCGCGCCGUGGUGGACGAGGUGGAGAAGCACCGCGCCGCCGUCCUGUCCCUCCGCAAGCAGCUGGCUCUCCUGGCCCCCGACCACCGGCAAGGCGUGGACAUCCAGAUCCGCGUGGUGGAGGUGGAGCAGCUCUACGGGGAGGUGGCCGAGGUGGCCGUGCUGAGGACGCAGUGGCUGCAGGACGCCUUGGCCGUUUACCGCAUGUUCAGCGAGGUCCACGCCUGCGAGGUGUGGGUGGACGAGAAGGAGCAGUGGCUGGAGAAGAUGGAGGUGCCCGAAGAGCUGGAUGAGGUGGAGGUGGUCCAGCACAGGUUCGAGAGCCUGGACCAGGAGAUGAACAGCGUCAUGGGGAGAAUCCUGGACGUCAACCAGGUGGUGCAGCAGCUGGUGGACGGUGGCCACCCCAGCUCAGACGAGGUCCGGUCCUGCCAGGACCACCUCAACAGCCGCUGGAACCGGGUGGUGGAGCUGGUGGAGAACAAGAAGAGCCAGCUCAGCUCGGUGCUGAAGAUCCAGAACUUCCUCCUGGAGUGCAGCGAGAUGAAGGCGCAGGUGCGGGAGAAGAGAAAAGCCAUCGAGGCCACCCAGUCCGGUGGCAGCGACCUGGGCGGGGUCCUGGCCCUGCAGCGCCGCCUGUCCACCAUGGAGGCCGCCCUGGUGGUCCUGGAACCGCGGCUGGUGGAGCUCCAGCAGGAGGGCGAGGCCUUGGCCGCCGCCCACCCCGACCGCGCCCUGGAGAUCCUGCUGCCCUUCGAGGAGAUCAGCGAGGAGUGGGACAACCUCAAGCGAGCCCUCCAAGGUUGCGAGGACACCUUGACCAUCGCCGGCCGUCUCCAGCAGUUCAUCCAGGACCUGGACAACUUCUUGGGGUGGUUGGUGAAGACCCAAGCGGCCGUGGGCUCCGAGGAGGUCCCCGACAGCUUGGCCGAGGCCGAGCGGCUGCUGAACGUCCACGUGGCCCUCAAGGAGGAGAUCAACGGCUACGAGGAGGACUACGCCAAGAUCCAGGCGGCCAGCGAGCUGCUGGCCCUGGAGGAGAUGGAGGUGCCCUACCUGUCCCUCCAGCAGUGGCUGCAGAAGCUGGACGCGGGCUGGGGGAAGCUCCUGCAGAGCUGGGAGAUGAGGAGGGAGGUCCUGGUGCAGUCCCACAUCUUCCACCUCUUCCUGCGCGACGUCCAGCAGUGCCAGAACAGCCUCUACAACCAGGAGACCACCCUGGCCCACGCCGAGCUGCCGGACACGGUGGAAGGGGUGACCAAGGCGCUGAAGAAGCACAAGGACUUCACCACCACGCUGGAGCUGAACCUGCAGAAGGUCCAGCUGGUCCUGCAGGCCGGCGAGAGCCUCCGGCGCCAGCGCAACCUCCACAGCGACCGCGUGGCCGAGGCCAUGGAGGGGCUCCGGGCCAAGAGCCAACGCAACCAUCAGCUGGCCCAGGAGUGGACGCGGCGGCUCCAGGACCACCUCGAGCUCCAGAGGUUCCUCCAGGACUGCCGUGAGGUCAGGCCCGGCCUCCUGAGACCCCCAAACCCCCCUGGAGCCCCCCAAAGUCUGAGACCCCCCCCAAAUUCUCCCUGGUGGGGGUGGGCUCCAGGUUCUCCUGCAGGUGUGGGGUGGGCAGACCCCCCUGGGGUCACCUCCACAUUCAAGGGGGCUCCGUGUCAGGUCGCCGGUGGGAUUUGGGGUGGGGGGACCCCAAAAAUCUCCCCCGGAGUUGGGCCAGGGGGUCCCUCCAGCCCCACAGGGGCUCCUCCAGCCCCAGAAGAUCCUCAACAUCUCGGGGGGCUUCGCCGGUGGCCGGGGUUGGACCUUCUGUGGUCCCUCCUCAGCAGCCCCAGGGUGGGCGAGACCCCAGCUCGGCCCCCCACGGAUUUGGGGUCGGGUUUGGGGGUCCCUGGGGGUCCCGGCAGCCCCCAGCGGCUCCUCAGCAUCUCGGGGGUCCCGGCGCUGCCGGGGGUGGGACCCGUCCGCUCCAGCCCAGGAGAUCGCUCGGCCCCAAAGUCCCCCCUCGGAUUUGGGGAGCAGCUGGAGAGCGUCGGCAGCGGGGCCGACCUGCGCAGCGUCAGCCGCCAGCUCAAGAGGCUGCAGACGAUGGAGUCGCAGGUGGAGGAGUGGUACAAGGAGGUGGGCGAGCUGCAGGCGCAGGCGGCGGCGCUGCCGGCGCAGGCGGCCGGGCGGGACGCGGUGGGCGAGCGGCAGAGCGCGGUGGGGACGCGCAUCGUGCGCCUCAUCGAGCCCCUCAAGGAGCGCAGGAGGAUCCUGCUGGCCUCCAAGGAGGUCCAUCAGGUCAGCCAUGAGCUGGAGGACGAAGUGGUGAGUACCAGGGUGAGCGAACAGGUCAGCAGGCGGCAGUCGCAGGUUGACCGGCUGUACGUGUCUCUGAAGGACCUGGUGGAGGAGCGCAAGGUCAAGCUGGAGCAGCAGUACUGGCUCUACCAGCUCAACCGCGAGGUGGACGAGCUGGAGCACUGGAUCGCCGAGAAGGAGGUGGUGGCCGGCUCGCCCGAGCUGGGGCAGGACUUCGAGCACGUCACGCUGCUGCAGGAGAAGUUCCUGGAGUUUGCCAGCGAGACGGGCAGCGUGGGGCAGGAGCGCAUCGCCGCCGUCAACCAGAUGGUGGACGAGCUCAUCGACUACGGCCACACCGACGCCGCCACCAUCGCCGAGUGGAAGGACGGCGUCAACGAGGCGUGGGCCGACCUCCUGGAGCUGAUGGAGACGCGCGCCCAGAUGUUGGCGGCGUCCCACGAGCUGCACAAGUUCUUCAACGACUGCAAGGAGGUCCUGGGGCAGAUCGAGGAGAAGCGGCAGCGGCUGCCGGAGCUGGCGGCGCGGGAGGGCAGGACCUCGGCCGGCGCCCUGCAGAGGGCCUUGGGCGCCUUCGAGCACGACGUGGAGGUGCUGGUGACGCAGGUGCGGCAGCUGCAGGAGGGCGCGGCGCAGCUGCGGACGCUCUACGCCGGGGACAACGCCGAGGCCAUCGCCGGGCGCGAGCAGGAGGUGCUGCGGGCGUGGAAGGAGCUGCUGGCGGCGUGUGAGGAGUGCCGGCUGCACGUGGCCAGCGUGGCCGACAAGAUCCGCUUCGUGGGCACCGUCAGGGAUCUGCUGGCCUGGAUGGAUGGGGUGCUCCACCAGAUGGGCGCCGGGGAGAAGCCCAGGGACGUGUCCUCAGUGGAGCUGCUGAUGAACGACCACCAAAGCCUCAAGACUGAGAUGGAGGCCCGGGCCAAGAACGUGGCCACCUGCCUGGAGCUGGGCAAGACCCUCAUCCUCAGCAAGAGCCCGGCGGCUGACGAGAUCAAAUCCCACAUGGAGAAGCUCCUGGCAAAGAAGAAGGAGAUGACGGAGAAGUGGGACAAGCACUGGGAGUGGCUGCAGCAGAUGCGCGAGGUGCACCAGUUCGCGCAGGAGGCCGUGGUGGCCGACGCGUGGCUGACGGCCCAGGAGCCGCUGCUGAAGAGCCAGGAGCUGGGCAGCAGCGUGGACGAGGUGGAGCAGCUGAUCCGGCGGCACGAGGCCUUCCGGAAGGCAGCGGCCGCCUGGGAGGAGAGGUUCAGCUCCCUGCGGCGUCUCACCACGAUCGAGAAGCUCAAGGCCGAGCAGAACAAGCAGCCGCCGACGCCGCUCCUGACCCGCAAGUUUUUGGGGGAAGCCCCGGGAGGUCCAGACCCUCGCCGGCCGGAGCCGCGCGUCGCCUACGUCCGGCACGAGCUGCGGCCGGAGCGCCUCCAGCCCAAGCUUGACCGUGUCCAGGCGCCGGCCACCGACGGAGGAACCCCCGAGCCACCCCCGGCCACCGCCGCCAUCACCGCGGCCACCCCCGCGGAGCCCCCGGUGGCCCCCAAGGCCGAGGAGCCCGGCGAGGUCCGGCCGGGGCCACCGGAGCGGCGCCGGGAGCGCCGGGAGCGCCGGCUGGAGCGGCAGGAGUCCAGCGAGCCGGAGCCGCCGCGGCACGACGGGAAGGGCAGUGGCAGCAAAGCCACCCUGGCCGACAUCGUGGAGCAGCUGCAGGAGAAGGAGGCGGGUGGCCCCGUGCCAGCUUCGCCCCGUGACCGUGACUCCCCCGCCCGUCUCCCCGCUGGCCCCGAGGCCCUCCCGGAGAGGACCCCGAGGCCGGACCGUCCCCGUGCCCGGGACCGGCCGAAGCCGCGGCGCCGACCGCGCCCCAAGGACUCGGGGCAGGGCCCGGGGGAGCCGCGGCGCUCGCGGUCGGCGCCGGCGCAGGGCAGCGCUCCCCCGCCGCCGCCGCCACCCGCACACACGGUGACGCACGAGGGGUUCCUGCUGCGCAAGCACGAGCUCGACGGCGCUGGCAAGAAGGCGUCCAACAGGUCUUGGGUCAACCUCUACUGCGUCCUGGCCAAGGGUGACCUGGGCUUCUACAAGGACGCCAAAGGCCCCGCGGCCGGGGCCACCCACGGCGGGGAGCCCCUGCUGAGCCUGCACCGCGCCACCAGUGAGGUGGCCAACGACUACAAGAAGAAGAAGAACGUCUUCAAGCUCAAGACGGGCGAUGGGAGCGAGUUCCUGCUGCAGGCCAAGGACGAGGAGGAGAUGCAGGGCUGGCUGCGGGCGCUGGCGGCCAGCGCGCAGGAACACGCCGAGCUGGCCCGCUGGCACCAGGGGCUCCUCACCACCUCCUCCACCGACGAGGGGCUCCCCCGGCGCGACCCCGACCGGCCCCGGCGGAAGUGACCCCCCAGAACCCUGACUUUGGGCUCCUGGCCCCCACAAAACACAAAUUUGGGGGUCCUGCCCCACCCCUGAGCCCCAGUUUUGGGGUCCCGAGUCCCGGUUUCCGGGUCCCGGCCCCCCCAAAACCUCAAUUUUGGGGUUCUGGCUCCCCCAAAACCCUGAUUUUGGGGUCCCAUCCCCCCCCAAGCCCCAGUUUUGGGGCCCCGGCCCCCCCUUUCCCCCAGCACAAGCCAUAGAGAGCCGGGGGGGCCCAGCGCCGCCGUUGUACAAAUGUAAUAAAGCACCCGCUGCACCCCAAAACCGACUUGGGGGAU